AUGCAAAAGGAGUCCUCCGCGGGGUUGCGUCAAUUGCUAGAUCAUACCGAGAAACACGUUCGUGCUCUAAAGAAGCUUGGCGAGCCCACGGGACAAUGGGGCACCAUUCUCGUCCAUUUAAUGACCGCUAAGUUUGAUAAUAUCACAAAACGCGAAUGGGAAAACAAGGCGUCGGCCAGAGAAGUCGCGACAUAUAAGCAAUUCAUCGAUUUCACUACUGAUCGGUGCGUGAUGCUAGAGACGUUACUACUCGAUAAAUCAAAAUCCGCGAAAUUACAAAGUAAUGACCCUAAGUCCAAUUACGCGAAUAAAAAAUCAGUCGCGGCAGUAACCGCCGAGGCAAAACCAGACGAAUGUUUAGCAUGCAAUCAGGGAAAGCAUCGAUUAUAUCAUUGCGCGACUUUCCUCAAUCUAACUCCUCAGGCGAGAGGUAAAGAAGUAAAACGCUUAAAAUUGUGUUUCAAUUGUUUUAAGGGCGGUCAUAGCGUCGAAACAUGCAACUCCAGUACAUGUCGACUAUGUCACAAGAAACACAACACGUUGCUGCACAUCCCAACGAGCGUAGGUACAGAGCAUGGAAGUAAUAAUCGAACCACGACCAUCGAAUCGCAGACAUCUACGGAGGCACCAUCAACAAGCGUGGCGCAUCAUGCCGUUCGUCUCAGCGAUCGUGGGUUACUGGCUACGGCGAUUAUCAAUAUACAAGAUAACAGUGGAGGCGUUCGAGAAUGUCGCGCCUUCCUCGAUCCCGGAUCUCAAUCUAACUUUAUGACAAAAGAACUUUGCGAACGAUUAGGCCUUACACAGAGGAAGAAUCACAUGCAGAUCCGCGGCAUUGACAAAGUUCAGACAGCAACAUUCACAGAGACUCACGCUACGAUACGAUCCAAGUUUAACGCUUUCAAAUCUAAGCUCACUUUCUCGAUAUUACCCGAAAUCACAGUCAAUCUCCCCCUGUCGGAGAUCAACAAGAAGCAUUUACAGAUACCAGAGACGAUCAUUCUAGCCGAUCCAUCGUUUCACACGCCGGGGAAGAUAGACGUAUUACUAGGAAGCGCCAUAUUCUGGGAGCUACUAUGCGUCGGCCAGAUCAAAUUGGGAAAAAAUCAACCUAUCGCGCAGAAAACGAAAUUAGGUUGGAUCAUCGCCGGACCUUUAGGCCUCGAAAGGGCGCCGGAAAGUUCAGUCGCAUCUGUCUCUAUCGUCUCCAGUACCAUUGCUAUCGAAACCCAAUUAGAGCGCUUCUGGCAAAUAGAAGAAGGCAACCGUCCUUCGGAAUUAUCAGAGAGCGACAAAAUUUGCGAAGAGGAGUUUACUCUGACGCAUAAACGCGACGCGGAAGGACGUUUCAAAGUUCGAUUGCCAUUAUGCGACAGCGUGAAUCGACUGGGAGACUCGCGAGAAAUAGCCACCAAACGGCUACGAUGCAUGGAAUGGAAAUUUGCGAAAUCCCCAGAAUUAAAGCAACAAUACACGCUCUUCAUGCAAGAAUACGAAGUAUCGAAACACAUGACCGAAGUCCCGAAUCAGGAAGAGUCUGGGAUAAUCACAUACCUGCCACAUCAGGCAGUCUUAAAACCCGAUAGUUCAACCACGAAACUCAGGGUUGUAUUUGACGCGUCGUGUCCUACAUCUUCAGGAGUGUCACUCAACAAUAUACUACGCAUUGGACCUACCAUUCAGCGAGAUCUACUCUCCAUAAUUUUGAGAUUCCGUCGACAUCAAUUUGCAAUCACAGCGGACAUUAAACAGAUGUACCGACAAGUACUGGUGCAAGAAGAUCAGCAUGACCUGCAGAGAAUUCUAUGGAGACAAGAGCCAGGCGAGCCCAUCCAGGAAUACCGUCUCAAUACCCUUACAUAUGGCCUAUCCAGCGCACCAUUCCUGGCCAUUCGAUGCCUAUAUCAGGUCUCAAUCGAAAACCAAGACCGAUAUCCUGAAGCGAGCAGAAUCAUUCGUGAUGACUUCUACGUUGAUGAUUUGCUGUCCGGUGGCGAUGACAUAAACACGUUACGUCGACUCAAGGAUGAAUUAACCGAGAUUUUACAAUCCGCGGGAUUCUGCCUUCACAAGUGGAACACGAACGAGCCUACGAUCCUUGACGCAUCGUCAGACGUCCAAGCGUUACCAAGAUGUGACGAAAUCAAGACGCUAGGAAUUGGUUGGAACACCACUGACGAUUAUCUACAGUACCGGACGCGCGCUAUAGAGGGAGGUCAACGUGCAACAAAACGUACGGUGUUAUCCAUUAUCGCACAACUAUACGACCCAUUAGGGCUAAUGGGUCCUGUAAUCAUUCGUGCCAAGAUCAUACUUCAGCAACUUUGGCAAUCAAAAAUCGGAUGGGACGAAUCUCUUCCGCAGGACUUAUACACAACCUGGAGGCAAUAUCAAGAGCAGAUGAAGGAGAUGGAAUUAAUUUCUAUCCCACGACACGUCAUGUGCAAAGAACCGCAAACGAUAGAGCUGCAUGGGUUCUGCGAUGCCUCAGAGACUGCUUACGGCGCUUGCAUCUUUAUACGAAGCACUAAUUUUGCAGGAGACAUCGUCGCGCGACUACUCUGUGCAAAGUCGAGGGUCGCACCCCUCAAGAGUAUCACGCUGCCGCGGCUCGAAUUAUGCGGAGCGUUGCUGCUCGUCAAGCUUGGAGAAACUGUGCGACAAGCUCUAGCAAUCAAGUUCGAUCAUAUUCAAUAUUGGAGUGAUUCAACCAUAACACUGGCGUGGAUCAAGCAUCACCCCGGAGAACUACAAACGUUUGUCGCGAACAGGAUAGCCACAAUACAGCGCACAGCACCAGACGUGCAAUGGUCACAUGUGCGAUCCAAGGACAACCCAGCUGAUAUUAUUUCCAGAGGCACAACUCCACGAAAUCUAAAAACUUCAUUCUUGUGGUGGACUGGACCACCCUGGCUGACGCAAGGCCGACAGGACUGGCCGAUCGAAUCCGGGUCAAGCAUACCGGAAAUACCUGAGCUCAAGAAACAAGUGGUAGCUUAUCACGGCGUUCCCCUGGACACCAACUUGUUUGCAAGAUUCUCAUCACUAUUUCAGCUCAAGAGGACUGUAGCAUACUGUUUGCGUUUCAAGGCCAACGCGUGUGCAAAAGCAAAGCGACGUACCGGCCCCUUAUCAGUGGAAGAGUUAAACAGAGCAAUGGUAUCACUCACGCGAGUAGCUCAACUGAAUGAAUUUGCUACGGAAAUUGCAGAUCUACAAACAAAACGGGAAAUAUCGAGAAGGAGCAAGCUCCUUCCGUUGAAUCCUUUCUUAGACGAAACGGGACUCUUACGUGUGGGAGGUAGGCUUCGUCACGCGGACGCAGAUCACGCGAAACGACAUCCCAUAAUAUUGCCUGCCAAGCAUCCACUCACUGAUUUGAUCAUUCGAGAUUCACAUCUAAAACAGAUGCACAUGGGGUCUCAAGGUCUCCUUGCGCAUCUGCGCUCCUCGCAUUUAGAAUUAGUCAGCGACUUGACGACUGUAGCGUUUCUCAGUGCGUUAAAGCGAUUCAUAGCCAGACGCGGUCGAUGUGCCAAUUUAUUUUCGGACAAUGGCACGAACUUUAUAGGCGCAAACAAUGAAUUACAAGCCCUUUCCAACAUGCUAAGAAAGGAUCGUGAGAACAUCGAACGGUUUCUAGCAGACCAAUCAGUGCAGUGGCACUUCAUACCCGCACAAUCUCCGCAUAUGGGCGGACUCUGGGAAGCGGUC
Molecule: messenger RNA, 3714 nt
Organism: Mycetomoellerius zeteki
Lineage: Eukaryota; Metazoa; Arthropoda; Insecta; Hymenoptera; Formicidae
Exons: 2
Molecular function (GO): nucleic acid binding
Source: RefSeq, a predicted model, not a curated record